UGCUCGCAGGAGCUGUGGCACCGGCAACAGUGCAGAGUAGGAGGGAGGUUUUGUUUGUUUGUUUCUCUUCCUUUCUUGUUAUGUAAACAGAAUCUAUAUUAAGCAGUUAUGCAAUGUGGGAGGAAUCUCACAAAUGCAGUAAGGUGGGGCAGGGUCUCUGCCCUGAGCUCACAGCAGAGCAUGAGCCUUUCAUUUCGAGAAACAUUGGGUAGUAUUGGAGCUGCUCAGCAAGGUGGCUUUCAUGACCACAGAUGAAGCCAUCCAUGAUACGGCCCAGUUUCUGAUAGAGGGUGGCCUCCAUGCUUGCUGUGACAAAUCAGGGUCCCUCUUGAGGACUGACCUCUGCACAGGGACUUGGCACUAGAUCCCAGCUCUGCCACUGCCCACGUUUCUGCUCGGUUCCUGAGUUUCCUCUCUCUCAAUUUAGAGUGUAAAAUCUUCAGGGCAGGUACGUGUCUGUGCAACACCUAGCAAAGUGGGGCACUGAUCUCCAUGUGGCCUCUAGAUAUGACAGUAAUAUGCUUCUUAGAGCAUCCUGGCUGUGCUUCCCUUGGCCUGGCCCUUGGGCUAGAGUUUCCCUUUUGUCUCUCUGUUCGGGGUGGGUUUACUUUUUUGUAAGUGUCCAGUUCUCAGUGACUUUCAGGCUGAAUUAGCAGCAGCACAGCCCCAUAUACAUGUUUUAAGCCUAAUGGGGACAGUGCAGGGCAAUCUGACUUGGAGAGGUUGAGAUUCUUCUGUGAGCCAGGUGGAAACUGGAGAAGUAUUUAACUGCUGGGUGGUGAAGGGAGGUAACCUCUAUCCAGCUCUCCAUGAUGUUCAGGCUCUUGUUGAUGAGCCUGAGGGUAAAGAGAAUUCGACAGGGCAGGAUUAUCAAGGGCUGCAGUAGAGGCAGGUUCCCAUGUGUUGCCAUGUCCUAGGUGAUGAGUGGGGAAGUAGAAGGUAUCGCCACUUGCUCGCUGGCUAAAGGGAUUUUUUUCAUCCCUCCUCAGUGACUCGAGGGGAGAGUGAGCCACCUGCCAGAGGCAGUUAGCUGAGCGUCUGGCAGGAACGGAUGUGGCUGAGGUGGGGAAGCGUUCACAGCUCCGCACUAACUCAUAGGGCUCCAGGAAGCCACCCUGAAAGUGAAAGCAGUGGCCAGACGCCCCGCCAUCACGAGCUGUUGACAAACACAGCAUAUCUCUGAACAGGAAGCCCUGCAGGUACCUGCAUCACAGAGGUCUCUGUUCUUGGAAAGCCUGCUUGUUUUCGGGCCCAGUCCAGGGUAUUGGGCCCCUCUGACAUAUCCAAUGCUGAAGUGUCCCUGACUGGGGACUGUCCUUCCGUUCAGAGGCAGGACCCGCCUCUGAAAGAGCGGCAUGUAGCAAUGAACCAUGGGCCCAAGCAUGAAAUCUUGAGAGACCUGACUAUUCCCCGAGUUCAAGGCUAUGCAGAUUGGGGCAUCUGGUUCUCUGUCCUUUGGAGAGGCCUGGAUUGGGGAGUCUGAAUCGAGAUCUAGCUUGCGCUUAUGUUUGAGAGGAGGGAAGAUUGAUCCGGGUUUACGCAUGCUGGAAACUGGGGCUCUGUAGCAUUGGAGGAACUGAUCCUGUGUAUUCCUUAAUAUGUGUGUCUGGGAUGCCAAGGAGUGUGGGUGUCUCACUCUGCUGUGUGCGUGCAGAGUACAUAGAUAACUAGCUUGACUUGCACGAUUGUUUGGGCCUUCACUUCUCAAUAUUUUCUCCAUCUUCUCCCUUGGACACAGCACCCAGCUUCAAAGGGAAGAGGAAAAAGAUGACAUCCACCAUGGAGGCUAUUGAGCCGGGGCCUGUGGAAGAGUCUAAUGCUCUGAAGCCCGAACCUGAGGGGAGCCAGAGCACUGUAGACUCACUGGACCAGCUGGACUCUCCAGCACCGAAGUCAGACAGCAGCUCUGAAGUGGAGCAAAAGAGGCUGGUGGAGGAGAUGGAGAAUGAACAGGAAACCAGCAGGGAGAAGGAGGAGGAACAGGCCUUUCUUGUCAAUCUCUACAAGUUCAUGAAGGACCGUCACACCCCCAUUGAGAGGGUGCCUCAUCUUGGCUUCAAGCAGAUUAACCUGUGGAAGAUCUAUAAAGCCGUCGAGAAGCUGGGAGCAUAUGAACUGGUCACAGGAAGGCGCCUGUGGAAGAAUGUGUAUGAUGAGCUGGGGGGCAGCCCUGGAAGCACCAGCGCAGCCACCUGCACCCGGAGGCACUAUGAGAGGCUGGUCCUCCCCUACGUGCGACAUCUGAAGGGUGAGGAUGACAAGCCGCUGCCCCCCACCAAGCCCCGGAAGCAGUACAAGGUCUCCAGGGAGCCCCGUGGGGAGCAAGGCGAGGACACAGCUGAGAAAAGCAAGAGAGUCAAGAAAGAGAAAAGUGGAGACCAGGUUUUGCCUGAGAAGGUGAAGCCAGAUGCCUCUGUCACUCCCAAAUGGAGUGUGGAGGAUGUGACAGAUGCACCCAAGCAGAAUCAACUGGGAGACCGAGUGGAGCGGCUCCCCAUUUCGAACACCAGGGACUUGGCCAAGAGUCCGCCAUCCACGAGCUGUCACAGCAACUGCAGGGCCCAUGGCUGUUCCGAGGCUUACAAACGGCUCUUCUCCAGCUUCUGCUUCAAAGGGAACCAUGGCAUCAUGUCUCCCUUGGCCAAGAAGAAGCUGCUUGCUCAGGUGAGCAAGGCUGAAUCGCUGCACUAUCAUGAAAGACACCUGAGCCACUGCCCAGAAGGGAAGAAAUCGAGGUCUGCUGGACUCCCCUGCCCCAGCCCAGAGCUUGAGUCCAACAGGCCGUCAGUCAUUCAUCAGUGCAAGGAGGGAAGGAGCCCUGUGCCAGAGGGAGAUGAUCACAGUAACCCAGCCCAAGCAUGUCAUCUCCCUAACAGAGGGGAGGGCGUGCUGUGCCCAAAGGGAUCUCGGAGCCCUAGAGGAAGCCAGAUCUUUCCGAGGACAGACAGCAGGAGUUCAGGACGCCACCUCUUGCCUGCUCCUGCCAUCUUCACUGGCCGCUUCCAUGCGUACAGAAGUGAGGUUCUAAAACCUGUGAGCUGCCACCCUCUACGAGGCCCCAUGGAGUAUUUUCCAGGCUACCGUGACUUCCAAGAGACUCCCUCCGCCUGUCAUCAGCCGGGCCAGGACACGCAGCCAGCCAACCCCCCUCGGAAGCGGCAGGAGGAUACAGAGGGUUGUAUGGAUCAGCCAGAAGAUUUGCGCAGCAAAGUGAGCCAGGCCCCACCAUCCUUGAGUGGAGAUAGCCCGCGACCCUCUGCCUUCUAUAAAAGCAGUUCUGUGGGGAGUAGAGGCUCUCCCUUUGCCAGUGUGAAAGCCUGCUGGGUCCCUCCCCUGCCCAGCUUUACCAAGGCCAGUCCCCAGCUGCCCAAGAAUAGUGGGCUCAUCCAACCCGUCCCUCAGAGCCAGCUGAGCAGUCCUGCCUUGGGCCACGGGCUGAGGAGCAAGCGCAGUCUGGAGGAGGAGGGCUUUGUGCAUGGGAAGAAGCUAAAAGCCGUUUCGCCUCUUGUCAAGGGAGUGGAGCCAAAGGACAAGUGCGGCGAGUCACCCAGCCUCCAGCAGGGCCUGGCCAAGCCCCGGGCCGUGGUGCCAAACCCCAGCUUUCCUGCACCACUCGCCUCUACUGCAGGGCAGGACAGUUACAAAGGGACAAUGCUGAGGUUCCCAGUGAACUUUGGCACCUCCACGGACCAUUUAAAGGGACAGUCUUCUCCACUGAUCCCUUCACUCUCUGUCAGCCCAUUCAUCAUUCCUGCAUUUCCAAGCCACUUAUUAGCUGCCUCCACUCAACCUUCAGACCUCUGCCGGCCGCUGGCUACCAGCCUAGUGCACUACCCCACGUCUUACGACAGCUCGCUGCGGCAUAGGCUAUACCCUGUUUCCACAUGGCACAAUCAGCCAACAUAUACCCCCCACCACGUGAACACCUUCCACCGGAACACCAAGCUGUAGUCACUGGCAUAGAGACUGUUACUUGUGGAGAGAGGUUAUCUACUGAUGGUAGGGGGUCUUGGCCAGCCAUGGUGCUGAGUAGGACACAGUAACAGUGGAGUUGCAGCUGUGCUGCAUCAGCCUUGGUGCUGCCCCAGUCCUGAGGCCUUGUCUUGCAAUGUGGAAGGAGAAGAUACGGACAGACUGGACCGUGUCAUUUUUACUCUUGCUCUUCAAGCGUUAUUUGUAAUUGACACCAUACACUGGGGGCUCUCGCACACAUGUGGAGUUUAAAAAAGGGAGCAAAAUAAGUUCUGGAGAGUCCUCUUAAUAUCAGAGGUGACCCCAUCUAUCAUGCAGCUGCUUGGACAAGUAGGUUCCAAAGAGCAGCAUGGACCUGGAUGUUGUCCAUCCAUGUUCCUUACUAGCAAGACUGAAAAGAGGAGUGUUAAGACAGAGAGAGGAAAAACUCAAAUUAAUUACUACUGUUUCGAGGGUGUCCCAAUAUGCCAGUGGAGCUCUGGGAGUGCUCUGUGACCUGUGUUCUGGUCUAAAACAGUAUUUCAGGUGAAUCACCUUGGGGAUGGGAAUCAGGUUUAAAUUUCCCAGAUUGGGGACAGGGCAUUAACUCCCCCCCUCCCCCAUUGGUUUCACAGAGCCCGGAAAUCAUCUGAGAUAUUCCCAAGCUACUCCUGUCCCCAUGUGAUGCUGUCUGUGGAGGCCUCUGUGGAUCUCUCCAAAGGCUGCAUUGCUCUGGUUGGAAGCAUCCAGGUGUCUGCAAUAAAACUGCCCAAGAUGGUGCAAAUGGG
This is a messenger RNA of Pelodiscus sinensis (Chinese soft-shelled turtle), 4739 nucleotides long. The record is from RefSeq and is a predicted model, not a curated record. Lineage: Eukaryota; Metazoa; Chordata; Testudines; Trionychidae.